Messenger RNA from Cucurbitaria berberidis CBS 394.84, 1374 nucleotides. RefSeq lists its product as uncharacterized. Gene Ontology annotation, molecular function: protein binding. The record is from RefSeq and is a predicted model, not a curated record. Bases 1 to 1374 code for a protein of 457 amino acids. Lineage: Eukaryota; Fungi; Ascomycota; Dothideomycetes; Pleosporales; Cucurbitariaceae. The transcript is spliced from 2 exons.
AUGUCCCAUUCGCGCCUCGUCACGCUCUCCGCAAGACGGUCUCUGAUCUGGGAAUCGUCUGUGGCUUGCCAGUCACAUUGUGUCAUCCAAUCUAUCCAUCGCAAUGGUGCACCGGAGCUAUCAAGACAACCAAGUUGGCGUGCGAAAGCACCUAGUAUUGGCCUCUCGAGACGGAGCUAUGCUACUCAGCGGCUCGACGUAAAGCGACUGCGUGCCCAAGUCGACAUGCGCGCCCGAGUCGGCUUCUAUACCUUGAGUAACAGCCAAGGCGCUCUCAAGAUGGAUGCAAACAAAGCCAACAGCAUCGUGUCGGAUUUUCUUCAUCAGAAAAGUAACAUGGAUCAUGGCAGCAAUAUCCAGCGGUUAGCAAAGAAGUAUCACGUGGACUUGGAUGAUCUGACCUCUCUUGCCAUUGCCACCUUUAAGAUCCCAGACCUUAGCGAUCCUGAGAAGAAAGCUAUGCUUCCUCCAAGCCAACACAAAGCUAUCUCUGGUCUACUUCUGCAAGGUUGUGCCCAGGCUGGAGACCCUCUCGCAAUUGUACACAUCUUGACAGCGGUCUACUCGAGUAGCUCGAGCCCAGACCCGGCUGCCUGGGAAAUUGCACUUCUUUUUCCGCAAACCGAGAUUGUCAAAUACCGGAAAACCUUGGAGAAUCUUGGCUCUGAGGCCAAAUCGAUAGCGUUAGGCCCCGACGUCUUGACCCUGCAAGGGCUAUUUCUGGAAAGAGACGGCCAGAUUCAGAAAGCGAGAGACUUCUACGAAGAGGCUAUCCUACGCUCUCAUCUCAAGUUUGAGCCUGGCUCAAGGCACCCAAUGCAAUUACCUCUUAUCGAUCCCUGGAAUGCGCUCGGUUUCCUCCUCAAAACAGACAAGGAUCCUAGCAUCCAAGCACAAGCGAAACGCUACUUUGAGAAAGGUGCACUCGAGGGCGAUGAUCCACUAUCGUACUAUGAGCUUGCGGCCUUUGAGCCCAAAACAAGCACGAAAUGGCUACAAUACACAAGCAAAGCUGCUGCCUCAGGCCAUAUACAGGCGAUGGUCGACCUCGCAGACUUCUACCAGGAAGUGAAUUCAAAGCAAUCGCCCAUACUCGCAGACAACAAUAUGCGAAAGGCGCUCAACUGGCUGCUAGGCUGGAAACGUGGUGGUGCGGCAAUGUUAGCUCGAGAGUGGCUCCAAGCUUCUGCGAAUUCUGGCCACAAGCCUUCCAUGCUAAAGCUAGUGGAGUAUUAUGAAGCUGGAGGAGAGCAUGAGAGGGCUAAAGAGCAAUUGAGACAGGUCUUAGAACCUCCGAGCUCGACCAAUCAAGUUGAAGAGUGGCCGCAGCUUGUGCAAUUGGCGAAGAAGCGACUUGCUGGAGUUAGACCGUAG